This is a messenger RNA of Aspergillus ochraceoroseus IBT 24754, 309 nucleotides long. RefSeq lists its product as uncharacterized. Gene Ontology annotation, molecular function: oxidoreductase activity. The transcript has 2 exons. Lineage: Eukaryota; Fungi; Ascomycota; Eurotiomycetes; Eurotiales; Aspergillaceae. The record is from RefSeq and is a predicted model, not a curated record. Bases 1 to 309 code for a protein of 102 amino acids.
AUGACGGCCACAUAUACAAAUCUCUAUCCUCGCGAGGCCGAGUUUAAUGGCAAUUACUAUGUCAACACGCAUAUGGCUCUGGCGGCCGAGUUACUAGGCCCGUCUGUCUUGGUCUCCUGGGAACUGUACCGGUUGCCCGACGAUGCCCCCUUUAGUUACGAGAUUGCGGUCACCUGGGCCAGUGCGGAGGCCCGUCAACGGGCCUUGGAGAGUGAUGCCGGUCAGACUCUAGCACGGGAUGUGGUCAACUUUAGCAGGAUGCCGCCGAUCGUGAUGUUACGACGCCCGUUGGCAUGUGGUGGUCCUUGA